GCGUCGGUUACUUGAGUUUUCAAACAAACCGUCAUUCAUUAAUAAGCUGUUAUUAUUUUUCGAAAUUGUCACAAUAAUUAAUUGAAUUAAAGCGGAAACAUUAUUUUAUUCAUGAAAAGUAAGUGCGAAUGAUAUCGAUAAAAUGCGCAAAAGUUCAACAACAACUAGACGACGUUCUUCGUCAAACCCUGGCAGGUUUUCACAGCAGGAGCAAGACAGAAAUUCUAUGAGAAUGGAUUCUCGAAGACCACAAAAUGUAAAAGCAAAAGAUUCAAAUUUUGGUGGCCGUGAUUCAAUGAUUCCUAAGCCACAGAUACGUAGCUCUUCAUCUGAUAGACUUAGUGGCAUGCGAAAAUCAAAUUUAAGACCAACAACAGGUCCCAAAACAUCUGUUGGUCAAUAUGUUACAGUAACAUCUGCUAUUUCUCCAAUGCCUAGUAAUUCUCGUUAUACACAUGUGAUAGAAAAAUCUACACGCCCAUCUACUGAUCAAAAUAUUAGGAGUAGAGCAUCUUGUGUUGAUCAAGGUGGUUUAUCUUCAAAAGUAUAUAUCACUCCAGGUGGAUCACGCCAAACAGCAUCAGCAAGUGAUGGAAGAAAUGUUAGAGCAUCUUCAGCUGAACGAGCAAAUGCCCUUGCUCCAAAGGGUACCAAAAAGGACAUCAGACCACUAAGUGAUAAAAAUUAUCAAAAUGAAAUGUUACACAAAAUUGAUAACUAUUUUGCUUCUAUUGGACAGAGCACAAUUUUGAAUAGUAAUGGUAGUAUAAAACCACUAACUAUAAAGAUAUUUGUGGAUGCAACAAAUUUAUUAAUAGCUCUUUUGGAUAUGAAACAAUCGCUAACAGCAGCCAAUUACACUGAGGAAAUUCCUAAAAUUGCAAAAAAGCUUCAUUACCCAGGUUUAACAAAUAAAUCUUGGCUAAAAACUGCUAAUACCCCACAUACUUUGCAUCAUGCUCUAGGCUGGAUUUGUUGGCUGGUUGAAUUGUGUGAAGUUAAAGAUUUAGCUAGUGAAAUAUUUACUCUUGAGAGACUACCAAUUAUUGGAAAUGAUGAUGAGGAAAAAGAAAAACAUCGUAAAAUUUUUCUUGUUAUGAUUCAAUGUUAUAAAGCAUGGAACGAUGAAAAGCCAGAAGAUGAAGAAAUGAUAAUGCAAGAAUUUUUUCAAGAAGAAGCAUUAAGGAGAGGUAUCAGUGAUGACAAGCAUGAGCAAAUCCGAUUAGAGUUUGAAAAAGUUAGAGCAAAUUUAGAAAAGGAACAAGUUAAAUAUAAUAAAGUUAAUGAGGAAGUAACAGAACUCCAAGAAAUUUUAAAUAACAUGAAGAAAGAUCGGACUAAACAAGUAGAUCACAUAGCUGAACAACAAAAAUAUAUAGAGAAAACACUUAAAGAAAUUGAACAAUUUAGUAAAGAAUCAGUUAUGUUUGCAGAAAAUAUUAAGAAAUUCGAAAAACAAAAAGAAGAAUUAAGUAAUACUAUUAAAAAGCAACCAAUGUCUGUUAUGGAAAGAGAUGAAAUAAUCAAAAAAUGUAUUGAGCAGCAAACAUAUAUACAAAAUUUUGAUACUCAUUUAGAAGAAAUUAAAAAAGAAGCUUAUGCCUUAGAUAUGCGUUUAGUCUCAUCAAAAACAAGUCUUGAAAAAACUAUAUUUGCUUAUAAUAAGGCACUCUUUAUGCAACUUUCAGAUGCCAAUGUUGAUUAUAAAGACUUUCAAAUGCCAGAAACUGGUGUGUGUGAAUCUAAUUUUAUAAAAAGAUUAGAAGAAAAGAAAAAAUUGAUGAGUACCUUCAUAUUAGAACAGUCAAAAGAACUAAAUAAAAAAAUGACACAGUUGGAAUCUCACAACAGAGAAAUAGAAGCAAUGCAAACAAAAAGAGAUACACUGUCUGAGAAAAUGGAAAAGAAGAAAGCCAUGGAAGAGAAACGGAAGCAAGAUUUAAAAACAAAAGAAAAUAAAAAACGUGAAGAAAUUAGAAAAUUGCAAUGUAGUAUUACAGAGUUGAAUGAAGUUAUUGCAAAAUCUUCAGAGGAGGUUGAUAUUAUAAAUCAACAGUUAGCGAAUGCCACUGAAAAAAGAGAGGCUGUUUUAGAAAAAAAUGCACAUCUUAAAGAAUCUGCAAAAACGUUAUUUGCUGGAAUGUAUAAUAUUUUAGAUAAUCACAGAGAUAAAAUAAGAAAAACGUUAGAAAUGUUAACAGUAAAACAAAUUAAGUAAGAAAUACGUCGUUUUCUUAUGUACAGGAAUUUAUGUAAGCUCAUUAAACAAAUAUUUUUCUACCAAAAUAAAUGGUGUUCAAUAUUAUGCGACUGAAAAUUAAAAAAUGUCAGUAUAAUAUAUUAUUUUAUUAAAAUUGUAUCCGAAAUUUUUAAAUAUUGUAAAUAGUGUAAUAUUUAAUAAGAAAGUAUCUACAAGUUAGAUUUAAUUUACAAUUUUAACUUUAUUACAAAC
This is a messenger RNA of Phymastichus coffea, 2452 nucleotides long. RefSeq lists its product as uncharacterized. The record is from RefSeq and is a predicted model, not a curated record. Lineage: Eukaryota; Metazoa; Arthropoda; Insecta; Hymenoptera; Eulophidae. Gene Ontology annotation, biological process: attachment of mitotic spindle microtubules to kinetochore. The coding region runs from base 143 to 2218 and encodes 691 amino acids. The transcript has 2 exons. Gene Ontology annotation, cellular component: Ndc80 complex.